Molecule: messenger RNA, 664 nt
Organism: Drosophila melanogaster (fruit fly)
Lineage: Eukaryota; Metazoa; Arthropoda; Insecta; Diptera; Drosophilidae
Exons: 2
Coding region: 137-481 (114 amino acids)
Source: RefSeq, marked reviewed
UGAAAAUGAUUUGCUUUCAAUAUAAAAAAAUUCAAAAUCCAUUGUGUUAAGUGACUUAAAAUACAUCAAACACAUGAGCGAACAGGAAUUCUCAUAUAAGAGACUUUUGCCGACUUGCAGGCUGAUCGUCUCCAUUAUGGCCUGCGUAUCCUGUAUAUCGGGCGUGGCUGCCGGCUAUCUUUUCAUGACCAGUUUAUCAGGUGUCUCUGAAGCGGUAAAGAUUGUGUGGACCACCGGAUCGGCUCUCUAUGCAUUAUCCUCGCUCCUGUUGAUUAUUGCAGUUUGGAAGUUCAUUAAAUGGCUGGCCUAUCCAUACAUGUGCAUGCUGCUCAUGGCCAUUGCCGUCUACACGAUGAUCCUGCAGUGGCUACUCAAGAACCUACCGGCUGCCGUUUUCUCAUCUGUGGCCAUCAGCUUUAUAUUUCUUGGAGUGGCGUUGAACAUGACCAAAAGCCUGGAAGAACUACGCACUUCUCUAUAGAGCAAUGCAAAGUGUUCUCGUUUAGUUUUGGAUUUAUAUUAUAAAUUUGCCGUGCAGUAAUCAAGAGCAACGAAUACACCUACUUUGAUUAAAAUUGAAAAAUUAUAGGUAUAUGAAAAUCUAGCAUGAGAAAUUGUAAAGUUACAUUUGUUAAAUUUGUGUGACUUUAAUUCGUAAGGCAAU